Messenger RNA from Synchiropus splendidus (mandarinfish), 1976 nucleotides. RefSeq names its product COP9 signalosome subunit 3 (gene cops3). NCBI's taxonomy places the organism in Eukaryota, Metazoa, Chordata, Actinopteri, Syngnathiformes, Callionymidae. Gene Ontology annotation, biological process: ubiquitin-dependent protein catabolic process. The record is from RefSeq and is a predicted model, not a curated record. Gene Ontology annotation, cellular component: COP9 signalosome. Bases 109 to 1380 code for a protein of 423 amino acids. The transcript has 12 exons.
CAACCCCAGUGGCGGCUGUGUGGCCCCCUGUCUCAGCCCGGUCGGAGUAGUUUCGAACGUUUGAAUGAAAUACAGUGCAAAUUACCUCCACUUUGGGCCCUGGAAAUAAUGGCUUCAGCCUUGGAGCAGUUUGUGAAUAAUGUGCGGCAGCUCUCCGCUCAAGGCCAAAUGACUCAGCUUUGUGAUUUGAUCAACAAGAGCGGGGAGCUGUUGGCCAAAAACCUGUCCCACCUGGACACAGUUCUGGGAGCCUUGGACAUUCAGGAGCACUCUCUAGGUGUCCUAGCUGUGUUAUUUGUUAAGUUUUCCAUGCCAAACAUCCCUGACUUCGAAACGCUAUUUUCCCAAGUCCAGCUCUUCAUCAGUACCUGCAACGGUGAACAUAUUAGAUAUGCAACAGACACUUUUGCUGGUCUCUGCCAUCAAUUGACAAAUGCCCUUGUAGAACGGAAACAGCCGCUGAGAGGUGUCGUCGUCCUAAAGCAGGCAAUAGACAAAAUGCAGAUGAACACAAACCAACUUACCUCAGUUCAUGCAGACCUGUGUCAGUUGUGCUUGUUAGCAAAGUGCUUCAAGCCCGCCUUGCCCUUCUUGGAGCUGGACAUGAUGGACAUCUGCAAGGAGAACGGAGCCUAUGACGCAAAGCACUUUUUAUGUUUCUACUACUAUGGCGGAAUGAUCUACACCGGCCUCAAAAACUUCGAAAGAGCACUGUAUUUUUACGAACAGGCAAUAACCACUCCAGCCAUGGCAGUGAGUCACAUCAUGUUGGAAUCUUACAAGAAGUACAUCCUGGUCUCACUUAUUCUUCACGGCAAAGUACAGCCGCUUCCCAAGUACACCUCACAAAUAGUUGGUCGGUUCAUCAAGCCCUUGAGCAACGCGUACCACGAGUUAGCUCAGGUUUACACCACCAACAAUCCAGCGGAGCUGCGCAACGUUGUCAACAAACAUGCCGAAACCUUCACGCGGGACAACAACACAGGCCUGGUCAAACAGUGCCUGUCCUCGCUCUACAAGAAAAACAUUCAGAGGCUAACAAAGACCUUCCUAACACUCUCUUUGCAAGACAUGGCGAGUAGAGUGCAACUGUCUGGCCCACAGGAGGCAGAGAAAUAUGUCUUACACAUGAUUGAGGAUGGCGAGAUCUACGCCAGCAUUAACCAAAAAGACGGCAUGGUCUGUUUUCACGACAACCCUGAAAAGUACAACAACCCUGCAAUGCUCCACAAAAUCGACCAAGAGAUGUUGAAAUGUAUAGAGCUGGAUGAGAAACUAAAGUCUAUGGAUCAAGAAAUCACAGUAAACCCACAAUUUGUGCAGAAGAGUAUGGGAUCGCAGGAGGAUGAUGUUGGUAGCAAAACAUCAAGUUACUCCUGAGGGGCCUUGGACCUGAAGCAAAUGCUGCAGCCUCUCUGACGAAUUCUCCCUGGGCUGAGUUGGAUUUUUUUGUUUUUGUUUUUUUUUUCUUUUUUUUUCUUUUUAAAGAGGAAAACAAUUGCAUAAGGACAUCCAGUGGUCAUGAAAAUCCAAGCGUGCAGAAUUAUAUUAAAUUUGGUGAUUCUUUAGUCACUGUCCUAAGGAUGUCAAACAAUCCUUAGACAUAAUUAAAUAAUUCAACUUUUUGUCAGUGUUUUAUUUAUCAAUGUUCAGACUCAUUAACAGAAAACACAAUAAUAAAAACUGGAUUUAUUUGUUCCAAAAUGUGUGACUUUAUCUGUGUUCCAGUGUUCCUGCAUGACGAUUGUGUUGACGGAAUUCAGACUGCUGUGAGUCAUUGUCCCUCACUUUUUCUGAGCUGUGACAAGUUUUCCACACGAGGUUGACUUCACCGUGUUGAGCAAAUAGUCCGAUUUCUUCCACUAGAGGUCGCUGGAGCACUGUACAGUCUGUAAAGCGCACAGCUAAAAGCAAACUGCCAUGUCUUUUGGAAGCUUUGCGAUCAUGUGUUUAUUGUAAUAAAGUGCUACGUAAUG